AUGACACCGAGUGGUUGGUGCAUGACCAUUCCCGAAUCGUGCCAGAUCAGCUGUUUGAAAAUUACCUAUCUCACAUGUGCCACAGUGAUUACGACCAGUUUUAUCAUCGAAUGCAUUCUCAUCCAUCUGGUAGUUCAACCGUACAUUCACGAGUCGGCCUUCAGUCACACUAGUUGUACAUAUUUGCAUUCGGAUAUCAUUAAACAGAACGUGAAAUGCGAAAACAAGUGUUCCAAGGACCGAUCCCGAUUCCCCUGUUUGAAAGUGCUGGUCAGCUAUCACAGUGGGGGAAUGAAUCACACCGUGGUUCUGUACGACAAUAUUGCCACUUAUCAACAUUACAAAUAUCUCGGAGUAAGUGUGGAGAUUGUAUCACGUUAUGAUAUCGAUAGUAGUGCAUAA
This is a messenger RNA of Echinostoma caproni, 402 nucleotides long. The record is from the annotation of a GenBank genome assembly. Lineage: Eukaryota; Metazoa; Platyhelminthes; Trematoda; Plagiorchiida; Echinostomatidae.